AUCUCUGGAAACAUGGCUACUGAACAUGUUAAUGGGAAUGGUACUGAAGAGCCCAUGGAUACUUCUUCUGCAGUUACCCAUUCUGAGCAUUUCCAGACAUUGCUUGAUGCUGGUUUACCACAGAAAGUUGCUGAAAAACUAGAUGAAAUUUACGUUGCAGGUUUAGUUGCACACAGUGAUCUAGAUGAAAGAGCUAUUGAAGCUUUAAAAGAAUUUAAUGAAGACGGUGCAUUGGCAGUACUUCAACAGUUUAAAGACAGUGAUCUCUCACAUGUUCAGAACAAAAGUGCCUUUUUAUGUGGAGUCAUGAAGACAUAUAGGCAGAGAGAAAAACAGGGGACCAAAGUGGCCGAUUCUAGCAAAGGACCAGAUGAGGCAAAAAUUAAGGCACUCUUGGAAAGGACAAGCUACACACUUGAUGUGACCACCGGGCAGAGGAAAUAUGGGGGACCCCCUCCAGAUUCAGUAUAUUCAGGACAACAGCCCUCUGUUGGCACAGAGAUAUUUGUGGGAAAGAUUCCAAGAGAUCUAUUUGAAGAUGAACUUGUUCCAUUAUUUGAAAAAGCUGGACCUAUUUGGGAUCUGCGCUUAAUGAUGGAUCCCCUUACUGGUCUAAAUAGAGGAUAUGCUUUUGUAACUUUCUGUACAAAAGAAGCAGCUCAGGAGGCUGUUAAACUGUAUAAUAAUCAUGAAAUUCGCUCUGGAAAACACAUUGGUGUUUGCAUCUCAGUUGCAAAUAAUAGACUUUUUGUUGGGUCUAUUCCCAAAAGUAAAACAAAGGAGCAGAUUCUUGAAGAAUUUAGCAAAGUAACAGAGGGCCUUACAGAUGUCAUUUUGUACCACCAACCGGAUGAUAAGAAAAAGAACAGAGGUUUUUGUUUCCUUGAAUAUGAAGAUCACAAAACUGCUGCUCAGGCCAGGCGUAGGUUAAUGAGUGGCAAAGUGAAAGUCUGGGGAAAUGUGGGCACGGUUGAAUGGGCUGAUCCUAUAGAAGAUCCAGAUCCUGAAGUCAUGGCAAAGGUGAAAGUGCUAUUUGUACGUAACCUUGCCAAUACCGUAACAGAGGAAAUUUUAGAAAAAGCAUUUAGUCAGUUUGGGAAACUGGAACGAGUGAAGAAACUAAAGGAUUAUGCAUUCAUUCAUUUUGAUGAGAGAGAUGGUGCUGUAAAGGCAAUGGAAGAAAUGAAUGGCAAAGACUUAGAAGGAGAAAAUAUUGAAAUUGUUUUUGCUAAGCCACCAGAUCAAAAAAGGAAAGAACGCAAAGCUCAGAGGCAAGCAGCUAAAAAUCAAAUGUAUGAUGAUUACUACUAUUAUGGUCCGCCUCACAUGCCCCCUCCAACGAGAGGUCGAGGCCGUGGAGGUAGAGGUGGUUAUGGAUAUCCUCCAGAUUAUUAUGGAUAUGAAGAUUAUUAUGAUUAUUAUGGAUAUGAUUACCAUAACUAUCGUGGUGGAUAUGAAGAUCCAUACUAUGGUUAUGAAGAUUUUCAAGUUGGAGCUAGAGGAAGGGGUGGUAGAGGAGCAAGGGGUGCUGCUCCUUCCAGAGGUCGCGGGGCUGCUCCUCCCCGUGGCAGAGCCGGUUAUUCACAGAGAGGUGGUCCUGGAUCAGCAAGAGGCGUUCGUGGUGCGAGAGGAGGUGCCCAACAACAAAGAGGCCGCGGGGUACGUGGUGCGAGGGGUGGCCGCGGUGGAAAUGUAGGAGGAAAGCGCAAAGCUGAUGGGUACAACCAGCCAGAUUCCAAGCGGCGCCAGACCAAUAAUCAGAACUGGGGCUCCCAACCCAUUGCUCAGCAACCGCUCCAAGCAGGGAAAAGGGGUCGAGGCCGGUCCUGACCUGUUACAAUGAAGACUGACUUGCUAUGUGGGAUUACACCAGAAGCUUGCAGUGGAGUAAUGGUAAGGAAAUCAAGCAACCUUAAGUAUCUCGGCUGUAUAGGAGCAUAUUCUAUUGCAGAAGACCUUCCUAUGAAGAUCAUGGAAUCAAAAUACGGGACAUUGAACUAAUACUUGGACUUUGAUAUGAAUUUCUUUAACAGUUUUCUCUGCAGUGCAAGUUAUUAAAACUAAAGCUACUCUAUUUUCCCAAUGUGUUCAAACAAAAUCCUUCAUAACUUCCAGCAUGGUAUCUUAAUAAAGAAUAAAGUUCUCUUUAAAAAAUCUGCUCUAAGUAGAUUUUUCCCCCCCCAUGGUUUUUUUUUUAAAUUAAGGAUUCCAAAAGUGGUAUUUUGAAACAUUCUUUUGAAUUUGUGCAUUUAAAUUUUAUUGCAGUGGUAUAGAUUAAUGCCACCAUUGGUAUCCUUAAAUUUAUUUCUGCUCACAAAGGUUAAUCAUGAUUGUCUAUAUCUUUUUUAUAGUAAUCACUUUUGAAUUGUGUUCGGAUACAGCAGUUUCAGGUGUAAUCAUCAAAGCUGGUUAGUCAGGCAUUCCAGAUAGUGGUUCUUUUCAGAACCUUUUUUAAAGGGUUGGUUAACUACCUCAGUAGCAGAGGAUUGAACUAUACCCUGUCUGUACUGUACAUAGAAAAUCUUUGUAGAUAAAAGCAAGGCUUGUUUAUAUGAUAUGAGGGUAAGAUUAUAAUAUACCAAAUGUAACAUUCUUAGUUGCCUUUAGUUUCAGAGGCUUGUAAGACUUCCUCAUGACCAUCAUAACAGGCCUUGCUUUUGUCGUAUUUUGUGGCUGAAAAAGCAGCCUUGCUUCUUCAGAUAUUGUAGUUAUUUGGAUGUAUAAUAGUUUAGCAAGAUGUUACUUUUGUAAGACAUCAGAUGUUCAAAAAAGUGCAUCCGCAACUUGUACUAAAUACUGCAGUGUCCCUUUAUAAAAAGUCAGACUAAAACUGACAGUUGUACAGUGAAGCCUGACAUUUGGAUAUUUUGAAGUUUUUCAUAAAUCAUAGAAAAUAGUAUAUGGCUGUAGUUUAGCUUUUUAGGUAAAAGGUAUGUUUUCAUUAGUGCAUUUCUUACAGCUGAUCUCUGCAAAAACCAGAAUCAGCUUUCCAUUUCUUAUGCAGAUCAUGAUAACCUAUAGAGUAGAGUACAAUCAUUUGUGCUAUGUUUUUAAUUUUCUAAAGCACCUUGAUGACAGUGAGUGUUCAGUGGUGAAGCAUCCUCUUGAAUCACCCUCAAAAGAAAAAUAAAACCCUGCCAAGUCCUAUUUAGUUAAAGGUAAACGUGAAAUUAUAAUUUAAUUAGGACUUGCUAUAAAGAGCUUCCCUUUUCCCCUUUCCCCAAAGGGAUACUGCAGUUAUACCACAUACCCAAUAGGCACCACAAUGAAGAUCAGAGCUUAUACUUAAGGUUUUAUACACACCAGUUCCCCAGUAAAUGCAAAUUUAACAAGAAAAAUUAGACAUGUCAUAUGUUCAAAAUGCUCAUGGCAAACAAUCAUUUUGCAUUCCUGCAAAUAAAAUUGUUUUAUACUGUAAGCUGGAGGCGAGUGUAACUUAUUUUUGUAAUAAAGUUUUUAUUUUUUUUAUGUGUCAUUAAUAUAAAUGUGUGUUAGUACAGAGAUCUUCUGGUUUAAAAACUUAGAAUUGCACACAUUUCAGUAUGUUUACUUGUACUUACAUAAUUUUUAGAAUAGUGGUUGCCAAUAGCCUGUAUGUUUCACAUUAAUUGAUUUUUUUUAUGUUAUCUUAAUAAACCAUUUUAGUAUGUUGUAUGUCAAUUACUGGGAUAGCUGGGACAUAAAGUGUAAUUUUAAAUUGUCAAUAAGUAUUCGUUGGAAUAUAUGUAAAUGUGCCUUGCCGGUUAUUGAAACUAACCUAGAAAAUGAGUGGGUGGCAAAAUUAGUUCCUGGUGCUUAAUGAAACACUUUUCCUGCCACUAAUUUUAUAUAUAUUGCCCCGUGCUUUUUAAAAAUUCAUCAUUUUCUCUCAAAACUUAGUGUAAGUUUGAGGGCUACAUCAAUAAUUGUUACAUUCUAACAUGAUAGAUAGUAUAUUAGGUUUAUGGAAAGUGAGUGAACUAGAUGUAGCCUUCAUAUCUGAUUCUUAAUGUAAUCCUUGGUGCUAGCACUUACAGUGCCAGGGAGUUAAAUUAUCCCAUGAAAGAGGUUAUUGCCAUGCCUUAUUGGCACUUUACUGUCAUAUGGUUUAAAGGGACACUGUCAAGAUGUUAAGUUAAAUUUCAACUAUAGAAUUAUUUGGUCCUGGGGUUUUGGGAAGGAUCAAUGUCAUUAAAUCUUCUCAAUGCCAAGAAAUUUGAGAGUGAACACUUUUGUAGGCUCUCAAAAGUGUUCUUAAGUGAACAGUUUACUGGGUUGUCAAGACAAUUUGGCAUUCUUUGUUUGGGCAAGAGGGGAGGGCAAACUGAUCCUUAUAAAGGGACUCAGAAUCGGUGACUAAAAGCAUUUUCUCACUGAUAACGUAAACGGUGGUUUUAGAUUAAGAUGUAUAUAUAUGUGUGUGUGUGUGUGUGUGUGUGUAUACAUACAUAUAUAUGCAUAUAUAUACACACAUAAAAUUGAAAUUACUUGACAGUGUUCAUUUGAAUAACUGAAUUCAAGCCAUUAUAUCUUACUUUUAAAAUUAAAUAUGAUUUGCACUGUUCUGAUAUGGGUGCAGUUUUUGAGCAAUAUAAUCAGAGCUAAAUAUGCAUGUGGUAACUAGUGAUAAUGUGAACAUUGACGUUCUAAGAAGUAUUAACCAUGGUAUUUUCAAACAAAUUUAUAGUAAAAUUGGUUUCAAUUACUAAUCAAAAGAUUAAGGAAAACAGGCAAUGCAUAUAUAAACAUAGUUUGAUUGUUACAUGACCUAUAAAGCAAUAAUGCUAUAUAUCUGGAAUGUGAUGGGAAUAUGAGUAUUGGAAAUGCAAGUUUCUAAUCUUUUAGUAUAAAUGUCAACAUGUCAAGGGAAUUGUUCAAUAAUGUAGGUUAUUGCUAUUUGUGAUUUUGUUCAUGGGUUCUUGGCUUUGACAGUCUCAAAAAUGGACAAUGAUUGAAAUUCUGUCUAUACAGACAAGGAAAAAAGGGGUAUAUCUCCCUUAAAAAAUUACCUUCUUAAAGGACUCUUGCCAAAUUUGAAAUAAGGUGAGGUCUUGUUUCUAGAGAAUAGAUGAAAUCUAAAACAAUCAAAAAUUUAAUUUAUUUUUACUGGAAAGUUGCCUACUUUUUCAGAACAAAUUCUGAAUAAUAUCCAUGUUUGUUCCCAAAGUUAUUGUUAAAACUUGAAAGAAAUUCCAACUACUACUUGAACCAAGUGAAUUAAAAAGAGUAAGGAAAAGUGACAAAAUUAAAAUUAUUGAAAUAUAAAUCAUGACGAUUUUUGUACAGCCAUCAAGAAACCUAAGUACUGACUAAAACAGCAAUUCUGUUGUCUAAAAGUCAGUUUCUCUAAGUUGUCUGGACACAUGAAAUGGGAGAGAUAGAAGAGUUUAGUGUGAAGAAACUUGGUUUACAAAAUUUAUAAUUAUUUGGUAUAAUACACGUGAUGUUAGGUGACAGAAUUAUAGGGCUUCCACUACUUGGAGAACAUCAUUUUGUCUGCCAAUAAUGGCACUUAAUCUAUUAAUCCCCAACAGUUUUGAACCAUCCAUCACAUUGUGGGAGGUAGUUAGGUCUAUUUUUGUAAUUGUUGAAGGGAUAAAUACAACCUCUUAAUGUUGUGAUGGGGAAAUGUUAAUGGCCUGGAGAAAGAAAAAAUUUUGGCCUUAAAGAAUAUAAAACCAUAGUCUCCAAGAAAAUUCUUCGGUAGCUACAGACUGCAUUACUCUUAACAUUUGUCUGACCUGCACCAUUUGAGUUCAGUGGUGGAUGUGGAAUUGGUGAGUAACUAAGUAGUUUACAAUUUAGAUAUGCAAUAGUAAUAAAAUCAUGGGAUGGUGUUUUAAAGUGUGGCCUCAAUGGUAAAUUGAUCCAUAUUUUUCUUGCUAUUCAGUGGGAUAUGCCACUAACUUUCCAAAGACUGUUCAGCAUCAGUGUUGACCUGUGAAGUAACAAAUCCCUGUUCCAUGCUAAAAGUAUAGAUGUAUUUCUCUAAUAGGUACUUACAAAAGUAGAAUUGACCAUUCUUGAUACAGUACAUCCUCUCACUAGGAACUCAAGUGUCCCUAACAUUUAUUCUUAGCCUUAGAAACAUUGAUAGGCAACCGUUUUUUAAAAAGUGUGGUAUUAUAACCAAAAUUUGGGACUAAGAAUAAACUCUUUGAUAGUAAUCAUUUAGUGAAAACUCUUGAUUAUCAAACAAUGAGAAACAAAAAAUUUGUAUUUGAAUAUAUUUUUUAUUUCAGAAACAAUCACUUCUCAUUCUGAAGUGGUAAUUUCUAGUUAAUUGUAAGGGUAACUGGAUUUUUUUUCCUUGAUUCCCUAUUACCACCCUUCCCUCCAAUAUAAAAUCUUUGAAUUCAAUCUAGUCAGUUUUGGGAUUUUUUGAUUUGAAUUAGAUGUGUUAAAAGUACUGUCUUCUGCCAAAAAUCCUCAAAAUUACCUGUUCUUUUAAAUUUAGUGGGUUUGUGCUUGUUUUGAGACCAGUUUAACAGAAAACAAAACAAAACAACAAAAAAAAGACCUUGUACUAUUCUGUACUGCCUCUCUGAUGUUAAGAGUUUGUGUAUAGCAUAAGGAAGCUAGCUCUGACUAUAUUUUCCUAAGAAUAAAGACCUAUUUUUGUAGCAUGUCUUAGAGACCUUGAAGAGUCUAAGAAUUAUUGUGGGUGUCCAUUUCAUCUUCUUUCUUUUAACAGCUUUUUAAUAGACUUGUGAAAUAUUUAGUGUUCUUGCCCUUUUCUUACCCAAAGUAAAAAUCUUUCUAGGAAUUACCCCAUUUCUAGUUUAUUUUAGGGCUACAAUUACUGGGAUGUACUUCUUAAUUUUAUGUGCAGAAGAAAAAAUUCUGCAGUUAAGUACAUUCCUAUGGAUUUUGAUGGAGAAAUCAUGGUAAUUUGGUUCAUUUCUGCUUUUCUAGGAACAUGUCCCAGCAUGCAGUAUUCCUCCAUUCUCUGUCUCUAGCAAAUACAUUUCCCCUGAAGAUUUGGAUGUGAGAGGUUGAGGUUGCCAGGAAUUCUGGAGAGGGAAAUGAACAUCAAUCUGCUUAAAUAUUAUGCUUCACAGUUAGAUGACUGUGCAAAUGAGGCUAGGUAGGUGAACUCAGCUUAAAAUGCAUUUAUUAAGCUGAAUUGGUCAAGAAUAAUUAAAAGAAUGAGGAACUUAAAUAUUGCUUUUGCUAUAUGUGGGGAUAAACUAGGGGGUAAUAGGGCUUAUGUAUCCAACUUAGUGGUUCUCAAAAGUUUUUUUUGAUUGCUAAGAUAAAAGUAGUCAGCUAUUAUUAGAAAUAUCCUCCAGAAUUUGAGAGUCAAUGAUUCUACUUUUGAUGUUUUAUCAGUGAUAUUAUAUAUGUAAUCUCCUAAAUAUAAAUUAAUUGCUCAAUUUAAGACACAGCUAGUGUCAUUGUUAUAAGCAAUAAUAAUCAUGGGGGUGGGGGUGGGGAAUAUCUGUAUUGCCCAGAUCCAUUUUUUGAGAACCAAUGCCCUAUUUUAUCUAGAACCACGCUGGAUUAAAUGCUACAUAGUGCCUUACUUCAAGAACCAGACUAUUGAAUAAAAUGGGUUGCUGAAUUAGAAGUUUGAUUGAUUUAAAAGCCAUUAUGGCAAAUAGUUGUCUUUUGUCAUAUCAAGUGGUUUUCUUUUUAUAAGGUUCUUUGUGAUAUAAAUCUAAUAGGAUUCUGACACCAAUUGAAUAACUUAAGAUACGAUAGGAGUGAGGACAGAUAUCUAUAACUUGCUAUGUGAGUUUCUUUUGUAUCUUUUGACCAAAAAUUCUGCACCAUAUCUAUAGGUGUACUUUCAAACUUUGGAGGGCAGUUUUUGGAAAAGCUGCUACCUACCACUUAUGUAAUGAUCAUGAAUUGUCAUUUCUUGCCUCUUUUAGGCUUGUCAGCUGAACUUUGAAAAGAGAGCUGAUUUUCGUGCUUCGAGGUUUCAACUUUGGAGAGAAUUUUAGGACACCUAAGGGAAUUGGCACCUCCAUUCAGUUAUGAACUGCAGCCAACUCUUUCAGGGCAAAAAGGGUGUGGAUUCUUAAACACCACAGAUAACUGAGAGGAAGUGAGCAAAUUAGAACCCAAUUCACAAAAUAUUAAAAUAUAGAAAGCAAUUGGGUGAAUAAUCUUAUUGAAGUGAGACAGGUGGCUUUUUUGUUAAUCUAAGAAGAGUGUGUGAAACACUGAAGUGGAGUUGUAAAAUGGAAAAUUUAAGAACGUGCAUACCUGGAAAGUAUUUGAGAUAUUUGCUCUCUGAAUUAGUCCAUGCUGGAGAUACUAAUGGAAAUGGCAAAAGCAAAUACUUUGAUAAUCCACAAAGUGGAUCAUUCAUCUUUCCAUAAGUAAUUAAAAAUGGCUCUUAAUAGCAUUGUGUUUCAUGCUUAUAUUGGACCUCUUUACAAUGAUUUUAAUUCAUAUCUUAAUCUAUUUAGGGGGGGUUGUAAAAAUAUGCUUUGUGGUUGAUGGUAGUCUAUUUGGAUGCAAUAAAUUUGUAUCAGUCUUUUAUUCUAUAACCACAUAAAAGGAAAAGACAUUUGUUUUUUUCAUAUUUUAGUGACUUAGACCAUAUCAAUGUCUCUUCAACGAGGAGAGAUUUCUUUUUAGAAUGUUUCAAUAUGUUGUAAAUCAUUUAGUGUGUCUACAAUCUUAACUGGAAUUUUCUUUACCUAAAUUCCCUUUAAAAAGAUAUAUUUUUUAGUUAUCCCAAAUUCUCUUUUGUUAACAUUUCUAUUUAUUUCUCAAGUUAUAUUCUUCAUUUUAAAAGUGUUUAGGAGAAACCACAGGAAUCCACCAGCUGACUUCAGAUCAUACAGUGAAAUUAUAUUAGAUCUUGGCAAGAUUCACUCUCUAAAUCUUGUCUAUUGUGAUAUAAUUCUGUCUUAGUAAAAUCCACUUUAAAUUUACUUUUUGUUUUUUUGAAAACAAGAUAAUUGCAAGCUAAAAAGUAUCUACAGAAUUUGAAUAAGCUAUAAGAGCUUUCUUUGGAAAACACUUAUGGAAUGAUAGCAGGUAUCUUUAAAUCUUACAAAUUUGAUUAGUACAAAUAUAAAACCAGGCAGUUGACAUCUAUUAGAGUUACCCAAUUUUUAUUUUUUUAUUUUCAUUUUUUUUUGUAUAGAGUGAGCCUGUGUUGCUUGCUUGUCAGAAUUGUCACUUCACUUUAUUUUAUUGUCUUGUGUCUCUUGUUUUAUUGCUCACUUUAUUUCAUUUGUUCUUUUCUCAGUUCCAGCUUUUACUUCCCUCUUUCUGUAUGUUUUGUCAUCUUUAGAAUGUAAGCUCCUGGAGGGCAGGGAAAUUCUUUGUAUGUGUUGUAUGUGGUGCUAGGCACUCAAUAAAUGUUAAAUUUUUAAAAUAUAAAGACAUUUCUAACCCAAUUCACAA
This is a messenger RNA of Antechinus flavipes (yellow-footed antechinus), 9348 nucleotides long. It is a transcript of the gene SYNCRIP, whose product is annotated as synaptotagmin binding cytoplasmic RNA interacting protein. The transcript is spliced from 11 exons. Gene Ontology annotation, biological process: CRD-mediated mRNA stabilization. Gene Ontology annotation, molecular function: mRNA 5'-UTR binding. Bases 13 to 1830 code for a protein of 605 amino acids. Gene Ontology annotation, cellular component: CRD-mediated mRNA stability complex; nucleus; ribonucleoprotein complex. NCBI's taxonomy places the organism in Eukaryota, Metazoa, Chordata, Mammalia, Dasyuromorphia, Dasyuridae. The record is from RefSeq and is a predicted model, not a curated record.